AUAAAAAUAAAAGAGAAACAAGUGAACAAAAAACAAAAGAACCACACACAAAUCAUGAAUUCUACACGACAAAAAAAAAGUGGACAAAAUGUCAAAAUGACAAAUUUGAAUGGUGUUAUACGUUCGAAUGAAAGUGAAGACAAUUUUAGGAAUAUGUCAACUGAGGAGCAAUUACUUUCAAAUAACAAGAAAAAUAAAAAGAAAACGCGAAUCCAAAAUAAAUCCGAAUGUGUUGGAACAAAUGAUUGUACACAUUGUUUAGAUGAAAGGGAAAUUAAUUUAGUCUACUUAGCAGAAAAUCAAUUAUUAUGGUCUGAGUUGCGGGGACAUGUUUUGUAUAUGUAUAAAAUUGGUAGGGAUCAAAAUCUAGGACCUACAAUUGUGGAUCGAGUGAGAUAUUUAGUUGAUGCAUUAUGUUCAAAAGAUACGCAUCAAUUGUUUAUAAGGCUUGAACUUUUGGCUAAGGAAGUUGUUAGAGACUGUUUAGAGAGUGUCGAACGUAUUUUUUUAAAUGAAAUACGUAAUACAACAAUUGCGUACAAUUAUUUGGAAAAUAUAAUAACGGAUUGCGAUAAUUUUUUGUUUGCGGCUAGAAAAAUGUUACCAAUGUUAAAGAAUUUAGAAACACAUUUGAAAAAAUUUAAUAUAUGUUGGAUAUUAUUACAUCAGAAUUUAUUUCGUAUACAUUAUUUAGAAGAUCGUCGAUGUCAAAUACGAGCGAAAAAAGCAAAAUUACUUUUACUAUCAGAUAUGGAAAUACCUGCAUUUACGGAAACAAUUCUAAAAUUUUCACAAUUUAAUGAAGCAUUUGGUGCUCUAUCAAAACAAUGGGACGAAUCUAUGAUGAAAAUACAAAAAUUUAGGGAAUCAAAACAAGUUUACAAAAAUUGUCAACAUUUAUUAAACGAUACUUGGCAAAAUUUUAAUGUGAAUAAAAAAUCAAAUAAAUUUCUACAAGACAAUCGAAAUUCGCAAGAUCUUAUUAGCAAUAAAAAAAUGAAUAUUGAUUCGAAAAUCAAUAAUAAAACAAUUCAGCUAAACCAAAAUUCCAAUAUUUUUGAGAAUAAUACUACAUUAACGAAAUCACAAGCAAAAAAAGCUCGUCGUAAAAUGAAAGGUGAUCAUAGUCGACAACCAUCGGCGGAUUUAAUGCCUCCACCAGCUCCGCCUCGAGUCACAGAUGCAGAUUGUCAAACUCAUCAGAAUUGUGCAAGCACUCAAACAAACAAUCAUUCUGAGUAUUUGGAUCCGGGUGAAUUUAUGCCAAAAACAAUUGCCGGUGAAAGUACAAUACGUGAAAAAUCAAAAAAGAAACUUUUACCACCUCCGCCAGCGUCACCAACACCACCCACAUCACCGUUAAAAAAAUUUGCACCUUCAAUGAGCGUUGAUAAUCGUGACGUCGAUGCGCUAGUUGCGUUCGUAGAAGGUUUAAACAUCAACGAAAAGAAUAUUGAUAUUAUUGAGUGUGAGAAUAAACGACGUCGUAAGAAACAGAAAAAAGAAAAACAACGUUUGAAAAAGAUGCAAAGUUUAUUGGAAGAGGAUCAAGUUGCGCAGUUAAUAAAACGUUCACCAGGUGUUACUAUUACGAUGGUACGAUCCAAUGGGAAUAAUUCACCCAAUAACAAUGCUCGAAAUAUUCCACAACCAAAACCACCAAUUCCAACAAUUCAACAACAACCUCAACAAACUCCAAGAAAUAUUCCAACCACUCCAACAUCAAAUAGCAAUAAUACGAACAAUGAAACAAAAGAUACAGUAUUAAAAAAUACCAACAAUACGAACGGAACGGGAGGUAAUGUUGUUGUUGAAAAUAGUGGUUCCAGAAUGGUAACAAUACGACGAAUAACCGAGGCAAAUACCGACGAACCAACUGUAACAAUUACGUUAAAAGGUCCGACACCCGAUCAGGAUCAAGUAUUGUAUCGUAUUAUUAAUGGUCAAGCGAAUUACGGACAUCUAGCGGAGAAUGUAUUUAAUAAGAAAAGUGUAAAUAAUAGUAAUAAUAACAAUAUAGAAAAACCUGAACCGAGUGUGACACCAUUAGUGCAAUUAACGAAAAAACAAAAGAAAAAAAUGAAACGUAAUAAUGAAUUAUCUAUUGAAAGUGUUCCAUCUGUUGGACAAAAUUUUAACUAUAAUGACACAAAACAUGACACAGACAUGAUUCAUGUUACGAAAUCAACGAUCAUGGAGACGCAUAACAAUAGUACGAUGAAUGAUACUACAAAAAGUAGUAAAAAAUCGAAAAAAUCUUGUAAUAUAGAAUUGAGUAGCAAUGAAUUGAAUUCGAAAAGCAAUAAUUUAGUGAAAAAUAAAAAGAAAAAUGGUCCUAAUAUAGAAAAUAUUGUUUCAUCUUGUGAUAAUACUAAUUCCAUUAAAACGAGUAAACCGAUGAAGCAACAAAAUUCAAAGCAAAAACAAAAGAUUGUCGAAGUAAAUCCAGUGGUAUCAAAACAAAUCGGCAAAACAAAACCAGACGUUCCAACAAAAUCAGCAACAACCAAUAAACCACCGUCUAUAAAUUCAGAAUCCAGUAAAAAAACUAGCAAAACAACACCAUCAAAUCCACUUCCAAAACAAACUACGAUCGCAUCACGACCCACUACAACAACAAACACGGUACCAAACGCCAAACAAAAACCAGAACCAAAAUCAAUUUCCAAACAUGUGGAACCAAAACCCACAAUCAUAAACAAAAGAGUAUCGCAAUCAUCCUUAAAUACAGCGCGUACUGCAGUUAGUUCGAAUCAAAUGGUUAGAGAUCAGAAAAACGAGAGAGUUUAUAUAUCGAAUUCGAAUACGCAGCAACAUCAAACACAGAAAUCUGUUCCCAUUAACACACAUCAAAUGAAUGGUACAGAUAUUUACCAUGAUACAAAUUCAAAUAAUUAUAAAUUAAUACCGGAAAAUUUAAGAUUACCUGCUGGUAUUACGAUCACAAAAGUACCACCCAAUUGUAAUACACGAAAAAUGGCUUACGAUACACAGAGAAAAUUUAAUACAAAUCAUUUGGAUAUUACACCUGAAACAUCACGUGUCCAUUUUGCUGGUACGGAACCCCAACACCAACAGCCACAGCGACCACCUCGAAAUGAUUUAUCCGUGGAUCUAAUCAUUGAGAAACAACAACAAUUAGAAUCCGAUUUUGAGAUACGUCCAGAGAAUCGUCAGCCACCGAUUGGUACGGGUGUACCAAGAGCAUGUGAUGCCCCAGCAAAAUUUAUCCGUGCACCAGAUGGCCGAAUAAUCAUACGUAGUCCAAUGGCACGAUCAACAACACCCCCAUUGAAUCCAAUCACAAUGAUACGUCAAGAUUUAGAAAUGGGUGUUUCCCCACCAAAUGUCCCUAUACCACCAUUUUGGUCACGCAAUGAUUGGUGGUUGCCAGGUACCGAUAAUGUAUUUGCACCAAAAGAUAUUGACUUGGAAGAUAAUAGUAUCGAUGCCGAAGAACGUGAAUUAGAAGCGUUUAAACGAUUUUGUCAAGAGCCAGUUCCACCACAACGGCAGGAAGUAACCCACUUAAAUGUUCAAAAAAUUAUUAUCAAAAAGAAUCAUCCCAGUUAGCAAACUUACAAACAUUUUAUGUAGAUAAAUCAUUUUUAGUACAUAGGUCCUUUGCUGAAAUAAACCCCGUCUUCCGGAUGAAAGGGAUUAUUCAUUUCCGGAAGAAAGCUUGGAAUAGAGCACACGGUUUUUGUAUGUAAAUUCGAUAUCACUCAAAAUUUCUGAUACCAUGGAUUCUGGUAGUUUUUGAUAAAGAUUAAAUCUACAGGGUGAUUAAUCUACGAGCUGUCAAGGUGAGGGAGGGGGGAGUAGAAACGAUGUCUCAUCUUCUCCGUGACAGUCCAGCUCUUGCUAUGAAGAGAAAGACUCACUUGAGCCAGCUUUUCUUUGAAGAACUCACGAAGAACGACCUGAAGUCAUUUGGCGUCAAAACAAAGUUUUUCGGUAGUAUAACGGACCCCAUGGUCUAAAUGUAUCCCACCCUAGAACAACCUAACCUAAUCUAAUAAAGGCACUAGAAAUGUAUGUAUUCCUAUCGUAAUAUUCACCUAAAUGUGGGUCACGAUCGGUCUGCAAAACGUGGAUAUGUCAGAGAAUUUUGAGAAGUCGUGGAAUUUCGGUAUAUAUCGGGGAAAAUGAUAAAAAGAUACUCUUGAGUGUUUCCAGGAUUGAAUUUUGAAAACCUGAUUCUUCAUCGAUAUAUUAGAAUUUAUAUGUCUUACAUCAAUUUUAACCUGAAAAUCCCGUGCUUUCGGGUUCCAUUUACCUUAGUGAAUAUAAAUAUAUUAUUUUUAAAUUAAAAAAUUUCAUAUUAGGAGACAGAAAAAAAAUAAAAACAGAAAAUUUCAAAAGGACAAUUCGAUCGUCACCCUGUUCCCGUCUCAAAAACUCAUAUUUUCAGGACUGUCUCGUAAAGAAUUUUGAUUUGUUCUUUCAUAGUCUCAAAAAUUUUUUAAGUAAAACCCAAUUUACAUAUAAAAACUGCCAGGUUCUUUAAUCCGUAAUGUUAGCUUAGGUCC
Molecule: messenger RNA, 4532 nt
Organism: Chrysoperla carnea
Lineage: Eukaryota; Metazoa; Arthropoda; Insecta; Neuroptera; Chrysopidae
Product: GATA zinc finger domain-containing protein 14-like
Exons: 12
Coding region: 55-3573 (1172 amino acids)
Source: RefSeq, a predicted model, not a curated record